This is a messenger RNA of Neurospora hispaniola, 1350 nucleotides long. RefSeq lists its product as uncharacterized. Gene Ontology annotation, molecular function: oxidoreductase activity, acting on the CH-OH group of donors, NAD or NADP as acceptor. The transcript is spliced from 4 exons. NCBI's taxonomy places the organism in Eukaryota, Fungi, Ascomycota, Sordariomycetes, Sordariales, Sordariaceae. The record is from RefSeq and is a predicted model, not a curated record. Bases 1 to 906 code for a protein of 301 amino acids.
AUGUCCUCCCCAACCACGAACGGCUCCAGCAGCCAUGUCGCCACCACCAACACCAGCGAUAUGGAGAUUCCCACCAUAUUCGGCCUUCCCUGGGUAACCCCAACUUUCGACCCUUCCGUCACUGAUGUUGUGCCCACCAUGCAUACCUCUUCCUACCCGACCAUUAACCCAGCCCUCAACCCCCUUCUCUCCCAAGCCGGGAAGACAGUUCUCAUCACCGGCGCCACGGCCGGCAUCGGCUUCGCAAUGGCCAAGUCGUUUGUCACCGCUUCUGCUUCAAAGGUCAUCAUCACGGGUCGAAGGCAAGCAAGACUCGACGAAGCCGUGGGUCUUCUCCGCCAGCACGCCAAGGAGCUCGGGAAGCAGACGGAAGUAGAAGGAGAGGUGGUGGAUGUGCUUAUCUUGAAUUCUGUGGGGGAGAUGGCGACCGGGGGCCUGUGUGAGGAGGGGGGCAGGACGACAGUUGAGAUUUGGGCCAAACUCGAAGCGAACCUCAGGGGACCGAUGAGGUAUACUGAGCUUUUUAUGAAGCAGGGGAAGGACAGACAGAAGUACGGCUUCACCAAGGCCACUGCUGGCCUCUUCUUUAGGUACAUUGCUCAACGGUCAGACCCGGAGAAGAUGCAGGUGGUGAGCAUUCAUCCGGGAACCAUCUACUCGGAGUUGUGGCGGCGGCUCGGCGUGGAAAAGAGUGUCCUACCUUUUGAUGAUAUCUCGCUGCCAGCUGACUUUGUGGUCUGGGCAGCCACCAAGGAGGCGAGAUUUAUUCAUGGUCGCUUUGUUUGGGCUAAUUGGGAUGUAGAAGAGUUGAAGGCCAAAUAUGCGGAGCGUUUCAAGCAGGAUGCUGAACUGUUCAGGUUUGGCGUGUGUGGUUUGGCUGGGAGCAAGCUCCAUGUCAUUCAAUGAUCGCGUUGACUGGAGGUAGACCAACCAUGGAAGUGUUACCGAGGGGCAUCAGGACCUCGGCACACCUUGGAACACUCACGAUUGUACACAGCAAGACUCUCGAACUAAGAGUCAGACAACUUCUACACGCUAGAUACCCUUUCCAUCAUCUGUCCACGUGGAAGUUGACCGAAAGGCACGUAGAGGCAGCUGACUCGAACACCUCCCAAAACUCUCACCUUAACCACCAGCCACUAACCCCGUUCCCAUUGGCGCGCAUCUUGUUUCAACGUCAAGGUAUCAUCACAGAUGUUCAAAACAUGGGGAAGGUUGCAGUAAACACUUUUACCGGUUGCGGUACCACUCAUACCGGGUUUCGAGGACUUGGCACUUACCCUUUGGUCGACGGUGACAACUCCGUGAACCGGAUGCGGUAUGUGCAUGUUAACCACCGUGACCUCCGUC